CGCCCCGCCCGCCGCGGGGCCGCGCCCUCCGCCGCAAAGAGCGAGUGACCGUGAGCAACGGCUUCCUCUCUUCCACUCAGGAGAAAGCGCUAUGCUUCUAGCCUGACCCCAUCGAGGCGCGAGUGCUCUGCGAGGCCAAGACUGUCGAUGUUUUUGUUGGGAAAGACGAAAAGCGCAGAAAGAUCCCAGAAUAUCUGAUCCACUUUAAUGGCUGGAACAGAAGUUGGGAUAGAUGAGCAGCUGAGGAUCAUGUCCUUCGUGACGCCGAUGAAAAUCGGAGAUCACAGCGGAAAUUGGCUAAAAAGGCUGUAGCUCGCCUGAGAGGCACAGGAAGAAAGAGGAAGAGCGCCCGGUUGCCUGGGGUGGACUCUGUCUUAAAAAGCCUCCCUGCUGACGAGAAAGAUGAAAACUCAAUAAGCAGUUCCUCUGACAGUGAAGAAAAGGACGGAUAAGUAAGUGAAGGAAAAGAUAUUGAAGAAAAGUCUGAAGUGAAGGAAGGACCAGGGCUGCACGCAAAAAAAGGAAAUGGAAGAAAGAACAGUAACUAUAGAAAUCCCUGAAGUUCUGAAGAAGAAGCUUGAGGAUGAUUGUUACUGUAUCAACAGGAGGAAACGGUUAGUCAAAGUUCCAUGUGAGACCAACAUCAUAACUAUUUUGGAAUCGUACGUGAAGCACUUUGCUAACAAUGCAGCCUUUUCAGCCAGUGAGAGACCUCGUCACCAUCAUGCUAUGCCACACGCCAACAUGAAUGUGCAUGAUAUCCCAGCAGAAAAGAACGUUGACCUUUGUAAGGAGAUGGUGGAUGGAUUAAGACUAACCUUUGAUUACACUCUUCCAUUGGUUUUGCUCUAUCCAUAUGAACAAGUUCAGUAUAAAAAGGUGACUUCGUCCAAAUUUUUUCUUCCGAUUACGGAAAGUCCCACAAACACUAACAGGAACCAGGAGGAGCUCUCUCCAAGCCCACCUUUAUUGAAUCCAUCCACACCACAGUCCACAGAGAGUCAGCCAACCUCAGAUGAACCAACCACCCCCAAAAGGCGCAAAGGCGAGCCGGAAGCCUUGCAGUCUCUGAGGCGGUCCACGCGCCGUUCUGCCAAUUGCGACAGGCUGUCCGAGAGCAGCGCCUCGCCUCAGCCCCAGCGCCGGCAGCAGGACAUGUCCGCCCGCAUGCCCAAGUUGUUCUUGGACCUGGAAAAGAAGACAUCUGUUCAUAGCAGAUCAUCCUCGCCUGUUCCUCUGACCCCUAGCAAGGAAAGGAGUGUGGUGUUUGCUGGCUUCGAAGGCAGAAGAACCAAAGAAAUAAAUGAGGUCCUCUCCUGGAAACUUGUACCGGGGAGUUAUCCUCCAGGUGACCAACCUCCUCCACCCUCUUACAUUUAUGGGGCGCAACAUUUGCUGCGUUUGUUUGUGAAACUUCCUGAAAUCCUUGGAAAGAUGUCCUUUUCUGAGAAGAACCUGAAGGCUUUACUGAAGCACUUUGAUCUCUUUCUGAGGUUUUUAGCCGAGUACCAUGAUGACUUCUUCCCAGAGUCUGCCUAUGUUGCUGCCUGUGAAGUGCAGAACAGCAGGAAGAACCCCAGGGCGAUUUGAUGGUCCUAGAAGAACAGCUUCUUUUUCUAUCUCUUGGUUCCCAGUAAAGAACUAGGGAGUCAGUGGACCUUCUUUACACAGAGAGCAAAUGUGACACCCUGGGGGCUCUGGCAGAGGCGGUCCAUUUGUUUGAAUUGCUUAGCUACUGGAGUUAUUUCCGUUAAGGAUUACCUCUUUGGUGCCCUGAUGGCCUCCAGCAUCUAACCCUUGCCACCAUACAUGUGAUCUAUGAUGGCAGGAAAACAGCAACUAUGUUCAAAAUGAAUCAUUCAUAAACAUGUGCUUAGGUUGCGCUGUUUCAAUAGACAAAGGUACUUGUUAGCAGUGACCAUGUCUUUUAGUUAUUUGUUAGCAUUAAACAAAAUCGUUUGGCAAACUUUUCAUUCUUGUGAUGAGGCUGAGCACCUCUGUCCCACAGAUUUUUAGUUUUGCUUGGAAACUGCAAAGUAGUCCCCAAAUAUUUUAGAGGGAAUUGAUAUUGCUGGCAAAAGAAAAUUUGCAGCUAUACAUUUGCUUGUUACAGUUCUUUUUCUAUAAAACCUUGUUGUUGGUGAUCUAAAUAAAGCAUUGCCUGAAUGUCUUAA
Messenger RNA from Odocoileus virginianus texanus, 2174 nucleotides. RefSeq names its product MSL complex subunit 3. Gene Ontology annotation, cellular component: nucleus; MSL complex; NuA4 histone acetyltransferase complex. Gene Ontology annotation, biological process: chromatin organization; regulation of DNA-templated transcription. Lineage: Eukaryota; Metazoa; Chordata; Mammalia; Artiodactyla; Cervidae. The record is from RefSeq and is a predicted model, not a curated record.